Messenger RNA from Psammomys obesus (fat sand rat), 3913 nucleotides. RefSeq names its product stanniocalcin 2 (gene Stc2). The record is from RefSeq and is a predicted model, not a curated record. Gene Ontology annotation, biological process: intracellular calcium ion homeostasis. NCBI's taxonomy places the organism in Eukaryota, Metazoa, Chordata, Mammalia, Rodentia, Muridae. Bases 653 to 1729 code for a protein of 358 amino acids. Gene Ontology annotation, molecular function: hormone activity. Gene Ontology annotation, cellular component: extracellular region. The transcript has 4 exons.
AAAGUGGGCUGUGGGCAGUUGCUCUGGCCAAGCGCUUCGGGGCUUAGCCGCCUGUCUCCAAGCGCCUGGUUUUUAUUUUUAUUUUAUGCCAAGCGUCACGAAGCUUAGGAAUUCCCAUCAGAGCUCAAUUUGCUCGCACCAUCUCUGUGCCCAGGUAUCAGUUCCGAUCUAUUCAGGCCCCGGGGCUGAGAAUGUCCCUGUAUUCCAAAGAGGAAACUUUCCCGGCCGGAUGCGAACCCCGGGGACGCUGCUCCUGUGAAGACCGACCCCUCCCGUCCCACCCCUUUUUUUUUUUUUUUUAAGUUUUUAGUUGCAACUGGGGGUGGCGUCUGCUUCGGUAUCUUUUCCCUCCUCCGUCGGUUCGGCCAUGGCCCCGUUGCGCCCGCACACGCGCACGCAGACGCGGGGCCGCCGCCGGGUCUGCAAGUUUGUGGGGCGCCCACGCCGGCGCUCGGCUUCCUCCAGGAGUAGUUGGCGCAAGCCCCGCCCCCGGGCCGUGUUGUCAAACGGGCCGGGGUCUCCGAUUGGUCCAGCCUCCGGGACAACACCUGCUCGACUCCUUCAUUCAAGUGACACCGGAGCUUCCAGGGAUAUUUGAGGCACCGUCUCUGCCAUCGCCGGGCACUCGCCGCGCUGCUAACGGCCUGGUCACAUGCUCUCCGGAGAGCUACGGGAGGGCGCUGGGGUAACCUCUGCGCGAGCCCCGGCGAGGCGGAGGGAAGGGGCCGGCGAGGAGAGCGAGCGGGAGGAGGGGGGGAGCGGCGGAGGAAGAGGAGGAGGAGGAGGGGCGCACAAAGAAUCCGGGUCUCCCGGCGGGAGGGUGAUCCCCAGGACCAUGUGUGCCGAGCGGCUGGGCCAGUUCGUGACCCUGGCUUUGGUGUUGGCCACCUUGGACCCGGCGCGGGGGACCGACGCCACGAACCCUCCGGAAGGUCCCCAAGACAGGGGCUCCCAGCAGAAAGGCCGCCUGUCCCUGCAGAACACAGCGGAGAUCCAGCACUGCUUGGUCAAUGCCGGGGACGUGGGAUGUGGCGUCUUUGAGUGUUUUGAGAACAACUCUUGUGAAAUCCGGGGCUUACAUGGGAUUUGCAUGACAUUUCUGCACAACGCUGGAAAAUUCGAUGCCCAGGGCAAGUCAUUCAUCAAGGAUGCCCUGAGGUGCAAGGCCCAUGCCCUGCGGCACCGAUUCGGCUGCAUCAGCAGAAAGUGUCCGGCAAUUAAGGAAAUGGUUUUUCAGCUGCAGAGGGAGUGCUACCUCAGGCACAAUCUGUGCUCGGCAGCGCAGGAGAACGUCGGCGUGAUUGUGGAGAUGAUUCACUUCAAGGACCUCCUGCUGCACGAGCCCUACGUGGACCUCGUGAAUCUGCUGCUAACCUGCGGGGAAGAGGUGAAGGAGGCGGUCACCCGUAGUGUCCAGGCUCAGUGUGAACAGAACUGGGGAGGCCUGUGCUCCAUCCUGAGCUUCUGCACCUCCAACAUACAGAGACCGCCCACCACAGCCCCUGAGCACCAGCCCCUGGCCGACGGGGCCCAGCUCUCCAGGCCUCACCACCGGAAUGCGGGCUACCACCUAACAGAAGCCAGCAGAGGUGCCAAAGGUGAGCGAGGGAGCAGAAGUCACCCAAAUGCGCACGCGCGAGGCGGCGCCAGUGGCCAGAGCGCUCAGGGACCGUCCGGAAGCAGCGAGUGGGAAGACGAACAGUCGGAGUAUUCCGACAUCCGGAGGUGAAAUGAAAACCCGGCCACGAAAGCUUUCCUCCAGGCCGUCCAUUUUCUUAUCUAUGGACAUUCCAAAACAUUUACAUUAAAGAGGGGGGAUGUCACACGCAGGAUGUAUGCGAAUUGUGGACUUCGUGCAGGUGUAUGAACAGGUGAGAUGGAGAGUCCAGGGCAGCAGGGCCUCCGGUGCCUGGUGGAUUGGCGCUCGUGUGUAAGCUUAUCAGAAGGAGUGGUGCCUUGAGUCGGCCUUGUAACUUUGUCUCUUGCAGUCCGUGGAGCUAGUGGGUGGCUAAGGCGUGCUCUGUUGUGGGGGAGGGGGGUCAGAUGGGGAAGAGAGGGGCCACACAUGGGUGCUAGGUCCUCCCCCACCGUUUCCAAUGCCGUCUGCAGGGGCCGGGGCAGCUGGGUUCCGGCAGGAGUGAGUGGGAAGUGUGGCGGAAAAGGCAGAGGAACAGCCAUCCAAGAGGAUGAAGGGCUUACCAUUGCUCAGUCAGUGCCAAACCGAAAGUUUAGAGUUGUGUGCGUGGGACCUUUUGUUUCACAGCUGCUGGGAGGGACAUGGGGUAGCACAUUUUCUGUGUGUCAUUUCUGAGCCAUUGUUCUGUCUGGGGGACACUGAAGGAGUGGCCCCUGCCUGUUUAUUUUGACCACUGUUUCGGAUCUCAAUUUUGCUUUUUUUUUUUUUUUUAAAUCUAUUGACAUCUACAUGUGUGUCACCUAAAUAAAUGGCUUUCAAACCAAACAACUGGGUCACAAAACCAGCUCAGAGGAGGAAGCAAACCAAUCCCACCCCACCCCAUCUCUGGAGGGUAAAUUUUUGUGAGUUCUGUUUUUAAAAAGAGGAGCUCAAACAGCACUGUGCCCAUGUGGGCUACUGCCCCCUGAAACAGACUGAUAGCUAGAAGGAGGGAAGGAAAAAAGGCACAUACCGGGAGUCCUUCCCUUAGACAGCCUUUCCCUAGAGUUUUGCUCUCUCAACUUGACCUCAGCCAAGGUCCAUGAGCCUGUAUAUUGAAUCCGUGUGGCCAAGUUGAAAUCAGCCUCUGCGUGCUGGAAAGAGAGAGAGGCCUCAAGAUCGCUAGGGGAAUGUCACCCUCCGCAUACUUGGGCCGAAUAGCUUAAUCGCUAAGAGACAGGGCUUUCCACGGCCAAAGUAGAAAUUUAGCAACAAGGAGAGAAGGGGGGGGGGCAAAAGAAAGGCCAAAGGGGAGAGAAAGAAGCGACUACAACAGCUCAGCGCUCGCAUCUCCUCUCUCUGUGCCUGUCAUGGUUAUUCCUCUUGUAGCCAGAACUCACGGGAGCCAGGGUUCCAGGAUGGGAGGGUAUCCUGGGCCAGGUCGCCUAGAGCAAGGCUUCGCCAACUUUUUCUAUGAAGGGCCAAAUAGUAAUUAGAGAGUUUCAGUUCGGCAAGCCACAUGGUUUCUGUUGCCGCUAGCCAGCUCUGCCAUCACAGCACAAAAGCACCCUCCACCACACAAAUGGGAGGGCUUGGCUCCGUUCCACUAUGAUUUUCCUCAACAGGCACCCAGCUGGACUUGGCUCACAGGCCGUACAUAGCAUACUCCCCGUUUUAGGGAGCUGGAUGAAAAGCAUGCAUUCUGCCUUGCCCAGCUACUCUAGUUCUCCCUGGAAAGCCCCUGAGGCCAGAGACAGCCACGUUUCUCCAAACACAUCCCCAAACUCAGCUGGUGUCUCCACAUGCAGGAUCCAAUCUUGAUCUCUCAUAGGCUUUGCUUAAAAAAUAAAAAAAUAAAUUCAUCUGGGGAGGGGUGGGUUGGUGACGUCCUGGGAAACCCCCAGAAAAGUGUGGGACUGCAGAGAGCAGAGGAGUGUGUGCAUUUCAUCCAGUUCUGCCCGGAAGGAAGGAGGCCCAGCAUGCCAGGCUCUGCCACGGGAAAUGAAUGUAGAUUAUGGCGCUCCCAUGCCAUGUGCCUGCGUGGCACCUUGACUGUUUCUGCUUACAUCACUCACAAACAUUCUCCUUCAUUCCUGGCUCGGCUGCUCAUUUGUCCCCAGCUUCUGGGCUGGGUUUGUCAGUGUCUUGUGUUCACCUACUGUUGUUGUUCCUACUGUAAAUAUUUGUCGUUUGUAUUUAUUAUCUCAGUGUUUUCCCCCCAAAGGCAUAAAAUCACUUCCUAUGUUCAUUUGAACCCACCGGCUGAUCUCUGUUGUGUAUUUUCCAUGCCUCAGUGCU